CCGACUUCAAAAACAUCUAAACUAAAAAGCGAAAAAUAACAUCAAACUAAGUUCUAUAUGUCAUAUUAUGUUCUAACUGAUGAUCAGUUUGAACAAGGUAGAAAGUUCUUGUCGACACAAAUUGACCAAGCCCAAACACAAGAAGGAUGUAGCGGGUGGAGCGAGGAGACGUGCGAGUGGGCGGGUGACGUGCGUGCGUUGCGCGACUCGCACGUGCGACUUGUGUUGCAGCAGCUGCGACAACUGCGCGACGUCGAGCGACUCAGGCGCACGCUGCGACGCGCGCACUGCGUGUUUCCGCACUCGUAUAACGAGUCACACCUCGGUACCUGUGUUGCCCAAUUUACUUGCACAAAAACUGUACAAUCAGAUUCUUAAUACCCAACAGACUUGAAGAACUACUUAAGUCAUUCAGCUUCAUAAAAUAAAAUACAUAUGUAAAAAUAACCGUUUUGUUUUUUCAUUCAGCAUGUUGUUGAUAUUUUUGGUUUAUUCCCCCCCGUGGUGGUGGUAAAAAUAUAAUAGUGUAAUAGCAUAGUUCACAAAAUCUAUUUCGAUCAAAACUUUUUCUCCAUCUCCUAGAAUUAUGCUUGAAUCUAUUUAGAUCAAAACUUCUUCUCCAUCUCCUAGAAUUAUGCUUGAUGUGUCAGGUCAGUUUUUGAAAAAAACUGAAGGGAUGCUCGCAGAAAAUAUAAAAAUUUUUGAACAAUUAACUAAAAUAAAAAACGGGGUUUGGUUUUUUACUAAUAUCUCAAACACUUUUAACCCUACAGUGGUCGCGUGGAUUACAUGUAAUAGCGGAUCUCGUACCAUAAUAAUGUAAUUUUUUUUUUAUUUCUUUAAAAGUUAGCCCUUGACUACAAUCUCACCUAUAGGUAAGUGAUAAUGCAAUCUAAGAUGGAAGCGCGGUAACUUGUUAAGAUUAGUAUGAAAACCCACACCCCUAUCGGUUUCUACACGAUAUCGCACCGGAACGCUAAAUCGCUAAAUAAAAUGUCGUCAAAGGUACAUAAAUAAAAAAUGGCAACAAGAAUCCUAAAUAUUUUAUUUCAUAUGAGUUAUUUUAACAAUUCUUGCACCCUGUGGUACUCUUAUGACAAACAAACAUUAAUUGUAAAAACUUAAAACUCCUGAAGGAAAGGUAAGGCGUAUAAAAACAAUCAUUCGUAAGUACGAAAUAAAAACAUGAAGUACAACUGUAAAAAUAAAAAUAAAACGUAAAAAAGUCCC
Messenger RNA from Bicyclus anynana (squinting bush brown), 1230 nucleotides. RefSeq lists its product as uncharacterized. The transcript is spliced from 2 exons. Bases 58 to 378 code for a protein of 106 amino acids. The record is from RefSeq and is a predicted model, not a curated record. Lineage: Eukaryota; Metazoa; Arthropoda; Insecta; Lepidoptera; Nymphalidae.